Brienomyrus brachyistius is the source of this 1765-nucleotide messenger RNA. RefSeq names its product protein phosphatase methylesterase 1-like. The transcript has 14 exons. Bases 130 to 1287 code for a protein of 385 amino acids. Gene Ontology annotation, biological process: protein demethylation. Gene Ontology annotation, molecular function: protein methylesterase activity. Lineage: Eukaryota; Metazoa; Chordata; Actinopteri; Osteoglossiformes; Mormyridae. The record is from RefSeq and is a predicted model, not a curated record.
CGGUAGGGGAUACUCAUUUAAUCCGCGGUUGAGAUUAGAAGUGUAGGUCGGUUUGGGUUCUGCUGGUGAGAGAAUUCACCGUGUUAGAACCAGAGCCCAAAAGAAGGCAGGAAACCUCCACUUUGCAUCAUGGAGAAGCAGUUACAUCUUAAUUUACUGUCAUCCAAACCUUCGAUACCGGGAGCCUUGCAAUCUGGGUCAAAAAUGAGAAUGGGUCCUGGGAGGAAGCGUGAUUUCUCCCCCUUGCCCUGGAGUCAGUACUUUGAAACCAUGGAAGAUGUCGAAGUUGAAAAUGGCAACGGCAAGGACACUUUCCGGAUCUAUAGCUGUGGUUCCCAGGGUCCAGUGCUGCUCCUUCUACAUGGUGGGGGACAUUCCGCUCUCUCCUGGGCUGUGUUCACGACCGCAAUCUGUAGCCGCAUCAUCUGCAGAGUGGUGGCAGUGGACCUCAGGGGACAUGGUGACACAAAAGUGAAGAACAGUGAGGAUCUUUCAGCGGAGACUUUGGCCAAGGAUGUGGGCAAAGUAGUUGAAGCCCUUUAUGGUGAAAAUCCUCCACCAGUCCUGAUGAUUGGACACAGCAUGGGUGGAGCCAUUGCUGUUCACACUGCUGCAGCCAAUCAUGUGCCAUCUUUAUUGGGCCUUUGUGUGAUUGACGUAGUAGAAGGAACUGCCAUGGAUGCCUUGAACAGCAUGCAGAACUUCCUGCGGAGUCGACCAAGAACCUUCAAGUCGGUGGAAAGUGCCGUAGAGUGGAGUGUGAAGAGUGGGCAGAUAAGAAAUGUGGAGUCUGCGAGAGUUUCCAUGAUGGGCCAAGUGAAAAGGUGUGAGGAACCUCUGGGGAGCCCCAGCAUCCCAAAAGGUAUCAGUGAAGGCAUCAUAGAGGAAGAGGAGGAGGAUGAGGAUGAGGAAGGCUGUGAUGAGUCUAAUCACAGAAGGAAGAAGGAUGAUGACCAAGAGGUGAAGAAGGAGAGCCUUUUCACCUGGCGUAUUGAGCUGGCUAAGACUGAGCGCUUCUGGGAUGGCUGGUUCCGCGGCCUAUCCUCCCUCUUCCUCAGCUGUCCGGUGCCCAAGCUUCUGCUGUUAGCAGGUGUAGACAGAUUGGACAAAGACCUCACUAUUGGACAGAUGCAAGGGAAGUUUCAGAUGCAAGUUCUCCCACAGUGUGGCCAUGCUGUCCAUGAAGAUGCCCCUGACAAAGUAGCUGAAGCUCUUUCAAUCUUCAUGGUUCGUCACAAGUUCACAGAAUGGAAGGACGACUUCCAGUGCGUGUUUCCAGUUUGUUGACUGGACAUUUUGGUCGCCCACCCUGCUCCCCACCCAUCUCUACCUGUAUCUAUCUCUGUCUCUCUGACUCUCUGACCGCCAAGACUCAGAGUCCCAUUAAAUGUCGUGGCUGCCCGCAGGAGCAGAUGUCUUGGGGCCGUGGGAACCUCACCGCCCCACGGGCCUGAGUUACCCGAUGCAAGUCAGUGUCUUACCUGUGAAUCAUUCGUAGCACUUCAUAACCUAGAAAUGGGUUUGCAAUGUUUAAUUUGUUGUUUAUGUUGUGAUUUAUUUAAUAGAGUAAAGGAGUUUUCAUCCUUCGGUCAUUGUUGUUUUUUCCCCUCCACAGAAUGUAAAUUUUCGUGCUGGGCGUAUGAUCCCUCAUUUUUCUGUUUGCUGUGCUGCCUUUUCCAUCAUUUGUGAUCUCCAUUUGUUUGCCUGAAUGGUCUCAGUUUCUAAACAAUACUGGAAAUAAAUAAAAAGUGAUGUUUUGUUUGCA